CCGAUUUAGCGGGGUUUUUUUUUUUUUUUCAAGCUUAAGCUUGAUCUAGUAGUGUGAUUGGGUGCCGGGAAAGAUUGAACAGAAACUGGAGCAUUGGAUUUUCCGAUUUCCGUUGCUGAAUUUAUGCUUAAGGAUUAGUCGAGGUUUUGAUCGUUGAGUUUUGCUAUAACUCAUUGAUUUUCUUAGCUGUACAUCUACUCGAUCUUGCUUGGAUUUCUUCCGAUUUUAAUUUCAGCAAGGCUUUCAAGGUAAUAUGACUGAAAACUACAGCAAUGUAAGUGUAAGCUCAAGCUCAAGUUUGAGUAGUAGCAUCUUGGCGGAGGAAGAGAACUUGCAGUUUGAUAACAAGCUUGGGAAGAGGCUCUCACAUCUGGAUUCCAUCCGUCAUACUCCUAGGGUUAAUGGUGAGAUACCAAACGUGAAUGAUGCAACCUUAGACCAUGAGCGGCUAUCAGAGAGAUUGGUCACAUAUGGUUUAGCGGAGCUACAAAUGGAAGGUGAUGGGAAUUGCCAGUUUCGGGCAUUAGCAGAUCAGUUAUUUCGAAAUCCUGAAUACCACAAGCAUGUAAGAAAGGCAGUCAUCAAACAGUUAAAGAAAUUCAGAAAACUAUAUGAAGGCUAUGUUCCAAUGAAGUACAAAAUCUACCUCAAGAAGAUGAAAAAAUCAGGUGAAUGGGGAGAUCAUGUUACUCUACAAGCAGCUGCAGACAGAUUCGAUGCAAAGAUCUGCUUAGUCACAUCUUUCCGAGACACCUGUUAUAUCGAGAUCCUUCCUAAAGACAAUAAUCACAACAAAGAACUUUGGCUCAGCUUUUGGUGUGAAGUGCAUUAUAACUCGUUAUAUGCCUGUGGAGAUCUUCCUUCGAGAACUCCUAGAAGAAAGCAUUGGCUUUUCUAGAGUAAUGAAACGGUAUCAUCAACCCAUAUCAUCUUCUGAUUUCUUAUGAAUGAAAUCUUAGAAAAUAGCUAACACAAUAAUGCCAUAUAUAGUUUUCUUCCAUACAAAUACCACGCAGACUUCUGUAACAAUAUAUAUAUAUAUAUAUAUAAGCAUAGUAUGUAUUUAUUUAUACUCACAAACUAGAAAAGAAUAGGAAAUUUAUAGAUUCCUGAUCCUGUUGAUUGUUUGGUUUAGUUUUGGAAGAACAUUAUCAUUGAAUGUUCAGCUGCUCAUCACUCAUGGCAGUUCAUGUUCUUGACAAGAUGCGCUUUGUCUGUAUAUAUUGUAUUGAGUUGUAGCUUUGCUCUGAUCACUUCCUUAGUAUUUCUUUUUCAGGACUAUAUAAUUCUAAGGAUUCUGUUAUUUUUGUUUU
Molecule: messenger RNA, 1313 nt
Organism: Cucurbita moschata (crookneck pumpkin)
Lineage: Eukaryota; Viridiplantae; Streptophyta; Magnoliopsida; Cucurbitales; Cucurbitaceae
Product: OTU domain-containing protein DDB_G0284757-like
Exons: 10
Coding region: 254-898 (214 amino acids)
Biological process (GO): protein deubiquitination
Molecular function (GO): cysteine-type deubiquitinase activity
Source: RefSeq, a predicted model, not a curated record